UGGUCGUUGACGGCACGCACGCGUUUUGUCCUCUCACUGCGCGUAUUUGGGUCUAGGCUAUUCGUUUCACGCAUUGGACCCCCUCCCCCGAUUUCCCAUCUCUCGCUUCCAUCCUAUUACACCCUCUCCGCCCCCAGCGAGACACUUUGGGAUGGAGUGAGUGCAUGAGAGAGGGAGCCAGAGCGCGGCAGCCGAUGCUCGGGAUCUCAUCCUGCCUCUUUCCCCUGACCGAACAAAGGACCUGCACGCGAUUUUUUAGGCGCACGUACAAUUUCCAUUUUUGAAGCGGUUUCUUCAGAGAAGAAUACUAAGCAGCCCUGCCAGAGUCUCUGGGAGAGAGAGGAAGCCUGUCUGGUGGUCACCUAGCACACUGGAGCCACGGAGACAACCACUGAGCCCAGCACGGUCUCCAUGGAUAUGGACCAGCAUCCAGCCAGCGCUGGGGAGACCCCCGUCGCCGUGACGAUGCAGCCUCCACCCUCGGAGACGGACUCGUUCCCAUGCCUACGGCCGCUGUCGCUCCCCCAGCAGCACGUGUCCUCGGAGGUGGUGGUGGUGGUCAAAGACAAGGCGGAGAACGGUGGGACAGGAGGACUGAAGAAGAAGAGGAGUGAGUCUCUGAAAUAUCACAGCGUCCACUCGCCGGGGGCCACCUCUCCGUCGUCGUCGUUCGUGGCGCGUGGCCCACCGCGCCGGAGCCACUCCAUCCCGCACGCGCACCACCCGCAGCUGAGCCGGACGCGGCCCGGCAGUCGCAGCGGCUCCAUCGCCUACACGGCCUUCUCGCCGCGGCCGUCCAUCUCACGCCACUCCAGCAUCGCCACGACGACCGGCGUGGCCGACACCAGCAAGCCCCGAGACUACCUGCUGCUCGCCGUCAUCGCCUGCUUCUGCCCCGUCUGGCCCAUCAACAUCGUCGGCUUCGUCUACUCCAUCAUGUCUCGGAACAGCCUAGAACAGGGGAACAUCGACGGUGCGCGACGCCUGGGUCGUGUUGCUAAGCUACUGUCCGUGGUGUCGCUGGUGGGCGGUGUGGUCAUCAUCGUGGCAUGUGCUGUUAACCUCUCCAUAAAUGUGAAGGCCUGAGAGGAGGAGCGGCACUCGCCUGGCCGGAGACUCUGACCCUUGACCCCUGUGGACUACGCGGCGUAUCCUCAGCCCUCUCGAUUGCUUCAUCUCUAUGACGACCCCCCCCCCCGUUCCCUUAUUUGCUAGAUACCUCAUCUCAGCAUCCCUUCAGCUCAUCCCUGCGGAAUGCUGUUGCCCGGGCUUACCGUAUCCUUGGAUCACAAAUGAUGCUGCCGAGAGGCUCACAAGUGAGCACUGACCCGAUUCUGGAGUGGAUCGGACCUGGCUCAACAGCACCCGUGUCACCUUCGUCCACCCAGAACCUUUCGAUCAAAGCCCCCGGGUCACUCCGACAGAUCCACUCUCAGGACCGUCCGGCCCUUCGGUGAGCGAAUGAUCCCCUCCUCUAACAUGGAGUGCUGUUGCCAAAUAUACAGCUGUAACCACGGCGACCUCUAUUAGCUCACAGCUUUAGAUGGAGGACAGAACUGUAACCACGGCGACCUCUAUUAGCUCACAGCUUUAGAUGGAGGACAGCUGGACUGUAAGCACUCUGUUAGCUCGAAGGAGAGAAGGGUUCAGGGUGACGGACAGAAAAAAGGAUGAAGAGGGAGAGAGAGAGGGAGAACAGUGCCCCCCCCCCCCCCCCCUCCAUCCCACCACACCCCCCCACGUGCUUCCGCUAUGUGGCGCGGCCCACUUUCAGCUGAGUCUCGGAGAUGACCCGGCCCCUCCGUCGUCACGGUGACACAGCACUGAAUCUGACCAGACAUGCCGCACAAACCUGAGGGGACAUUUCUGUCUUGAGAGUUUAGGGGUGGGAUUGGGGCUGAGUGUGUGUGUGUGAGAGUGUGUGUGUGUGUGAGAGUGUGUGUGUGUGUGUGUGUGUGUGUGUGUUUGUUUGUGUGCGUUUUGGGGUACUGCUUUACACCAAGCAGUCCUUGCCAGCUCUCGUCAUGCUCUCCAAUGCUACUGCAGUGGACAGAUCCAGAGCAAUUGGGCGGGAUGUGCUACAACCUGACACAGCUGAUGAGUCAGGCAGAACCGGAUGGAACCAGACGGAACCCUGCAUUGGAGAACGCACUCACACACACACACACACACACACACACACUCACACUCGUCAGAGAUGGACAGAGACUUGUGUGGCCCCUCUUUCCCUCGCCCAUCUUUCACCUUCAGAGCAGAGGACAGAUUUAAUAUUCAAGCUGCUUGCCACGCAAGGACUGGCACGCAUACACACACACACACACACACACACACACACACACACACACACACACACACACACACACACACACACACACACACACACACACAGGUGUUUGGACUUGGAGUGGACUUUGAGAUGUCUAGAGCAAAUCUCAGAUGUGACUCUGUGCUGAGAUGUGCGGCGCCUGGGCUGCAAAUGGAGGCCGCUGAAAGAAUGUGAACACAAGCAGGGAGAACUAUGGACUAAUACAAUGGGAGAUAGAAAGAGAGAGGAGCGAGUGAAAAAGAGAAAAAGAGAGAGGGAUGGAGAGAAUUAGAAUAAGAGAGAUGGAGAGAGUGUAAACUCGUUUAAGAUCCCUGACUCUAUCCUUUGAGACACUCACACUGCAAAGUGAAGCUGAAUGGCACAUGUACUCAACAGAUUGAGACACUCACAUUGCAAAGUGAAGCUGAAUGGCACAUGUACUCAACAGAUUGCCCCCCCCCUCCUGUGUUGCUGUGAUUAUCCUCAUUAAAGCAAAACACGGCACUUCACCAUGCCAACUUGCAACUUGCCCCCUCUUUCCACCUUUAUCACUUCCACCCCCCCCCCCCCCCCCCCCCCCCACACACACACACACACACUGACCCCUCCUCAGCGGUUCAGUGGACACACUGGGGUCUGGCUCAGAGCUCUGCUGAUGGCAAACACAAAGACGAAUAUUUGGCCACACGUUUUUAAACAGCUUUUAAUUUUUGUGAGUUCACUUUGAACAUCUACACACACAGGCGAGCAAACACAGCUGCUGGACUAAAGGUCACCAUAGAAACAUGGCUGCUGAACUAAAGGUCACCAUAGAAACAUGGCUGCUGGACUAAAGGUCACCAUAGAAAUUUAAACAUUUUAGUUCAUUUUUAUGGGUAAAUUAGUUAAUUUGGUUCACAAAAACGUUGACAUUUUCAAGUUAAAAGAAAACACAUUUGCCUCGAUUGUUUGCCAAAUGUGAGUUCCAGAUCCCAAAUGUGAGCGCAGCUCCAGAUCCCAAAUGCGAGUGCAGCUCCAGAUCCCAAAUGCGAGUGCAGCUCCAGAUCCCAAAUGUAAGUGCAGCUCCAGAUCCCAAAUGCGAGUGCAGCUCCAGAUCCGGCCCAGAUCCCAAAUGUGAGCCCAGCUCCAGUCCAGUCUGGCCCAGAUCCCAGUUGUGCGGGCAGCUGCUGUUGAGCAAACCCAAACAUUGCUACUGACACUACAAGCUACAAGUCACAUCAACUUGUUUUUUAGACAUACUUAACAACAACUCAGCUCUCCCUCUACAUAUAAUAUAUAUUACUACUAUUUCUUCCUGUACAGUAUACUGUUAAUAUUUACACAUAUUAUAUUCUCUCUAUAGCCUUUUGAUACUGGACAGGCAUCAAUACUGUGUUUAUAUGUCAUUAUGGAAGCGAUGCGCAUUAGCGGUUAGCGAUGUCUCUGUGUUAGUCAGUGUUAGUGUGUCUGUAGGCCAUUUAUGUAGCUGGGUAGCCCAGGCCAAGCCUCUGUGAAUUGGGCUGUGGUUGCAAAGUGCUUGGCUCGGGUGGUUUUAGUGAACCCCUCUCUUCCAGGAGAUUAUGUAUGCGACAGACAGACAGACAGACAUGUCGCCUCAUACCCAGAAGAAUUCUGGGUACCUGGGCAGUUGCUAUGGCGACUUCCAUGGCCACAGAAGAGAUGAUCCUGUCACUUUCAGCAUAUUUUUGUACUGCUGUCAACUUGUGUGCCCUGGUGUUGUGUGAUGUGAACUUACUGUGAAGUAUUUAAUCUGAACACAAAAUGAGCCUUUGUGUGUUUUUUUUCUAAAUAACUAGAUGCAUCACCAAAGAGUGAUUAUCUAUAACUGAUAUAUAACCUUUUGUAAUAACCUACUGUGUUGUCACCGGGGAGUUCGCUCACCACUAGCAUAAGGGAAACUUGAUUGUUGCUGUGUGAUCCUCUAUUUUUGUAGCACAGUGUUUUUAUAUGCGCAUAUACAUAAACAGAAACAUAU
Alosa sapidissima (American shad) is the source of this 4280-nucleotide messenger RNA. It is a transcript of the gene prrt2, whose product is annotated as proline-rich transmembrane protein 2. The record is from RefSeq and is a predicted model, not a curated record. The coding region runs from base 412 to 1086 and encodes 224 amino acids. The transcript has 6 exons. NCBI's taxonomy places the organism in Eukaryota, Metazoa, Chordata, Actinopteri, Clupeiformes, Clupeidae. Gene Ontology annotation, cellular component: membrane.